AUGGUAGUCCUGGAGGACUGGAACUACUUUGCCAUGUUCGAUGGGCACGCCGGUGACAAUGUGGCGAAGCACUGCGCGGCCAAUCUACUGCAGCGCAUCGUGAGCACGACCGAGUUUAGUAACAACGAUAUAACGCGAGCCAUUCACGCCGGAUUCCUGAAGCAGGACGAGGCGAUGCGCGACAUUCCCGAGCUCGCGUCCGGCGUCGACAAGUCCGGCACGACGGCCGUCUGUGCGUUCAUUUCGCGCGACCACCUGUACAUAGCAAACUGUGGCGAUUCGCGGGCCGUGCUCUGUCGGAACGCGCAACCAAUCUUCACGACGCAGGACCACAAACCGAUCUUGCCGGGCGAGAAGGAGCGCAUCCAGAAUGCGGGCGGCUCGGUGAUGGUGCAGCGAGUGAACGGCAGUCUGGCGGUCAGCCGGGCGCUCGGCGAUUACGAUUACAAGAACGUGCGGUCACUUGGCCAGUGCGAGCAGCUCGUGUCACCCGAACCGGAAAUCUUCUGUCAGGACCGCGAUCCGGCCGACGAGUUUCUCGUGCUCGCCUGUGACGGUGUGUGGGACGUAAUGACCAACCUUGAGCUGUGCCAGUUCGUACACAAUCGGCUCCAGCUGUCGGACGAUCUGGUGGUGGUGGCGAACCAGGUAAUCGACACCUGCUUGCACAAGGGCAGCCGGGACAAUAUGAGCAUCAUCAUCAUCGCGUUUCCGGGCGCCCCGACGCCCUCGGAGGAGGCACAAACACGGGAGGCAGCGCUCGAGGCCCACUUGCGCAAGCGCGUAGAGACAAUACUGCGGCAGAUGAACGAGGUCGACUUUGGGGAACUGCUGCGCGAGCUGGGCGGUGAAGACAUUCCCGAUCUUCCGCCGGGCGGCGGUCUGCACGCCAAGUCCACCUUCGUUUCGGACGUGUUCAAGGAGCUGCAUCCAUAGCUAGCGGAUAGGUGCGAGCCCGGGAACUACUAAAAGGGCCGCCGAGUGCACACCGCCGUCAUCCGUACACGAGUGUUCUUUGGCUCUCGACACCGGCUGGGCAACGCCGGUAGAUGGUGUGCCCCGGAAGCGCGCAG
Molecule: messenger RNA, 1073 nt
Organism: Anopheles cruzii
Lineage: Eukaryota; Metazoa; Arthropoda; Insecta; Diptera; Culicidae
Product: protein phosphatase 1B-like
Exons: 2
Coding region: 1-936 (311 amino acids)
Biological process (GO): protein dephosphorylation; negative regulation of stress-activated MAPK cascade
Cellular component (GO): cytosol; nucleus
Molecular function (GO): protein serine/threonine phosphatase activity; manganese ion binding; magnesium ion binding
Source: RefSeq, a predicted model, not a curated record